GCUGAAAUUGACGUCCCUUCCGAAGCGGUUGCUGUGGGAGUAGCUGUAAUUGCACUUUUCGCUGACUCAAGUGAAUUUGCUGACGUGAUCAUGGUGGUUGUCUGCGUAGCAGUAGACGUCGUUGGAGUCAUACUAGCUGCCGUAUCUGUGGUUGAUGAUGUUAUCGUACUUGGCGCUUGUGUUACAGUUGUCGACACCGACGUCGUAGAAGGCGCAGCGCUUGUUGUCGUUGAAGUUUUUGCAGAAGAUGCUGCUGAGCUAAAGUCUUCGGUUGUAGUUUCUUCCAUCUUCGUCAUUUCCAUAGCAAGCAGUUUUACUGGUACCGCUGCAGUCACGUUUGCUGUAGUCGUCAAAAUCACAGUGCUUGUCUGCUCGUUAUCGCUAGUCGUAGCUGCCACUGUGGUACUUAUUUUGGGUUCAGAUGUGGUCAUUGCGACAGUUGCAGUACCAGUCGUUGCGGUAGUUUCUGCUAAUGUCGUUGCCAAUGUACUGCUAGAUGCUCUCCUAGCCCUGAUAGUCUCGGUUGUAGUGCUUGAUGUGAUUUCUGCCGAUGUCGACGCCAAUGUACUAGAUGAUUCAGUGGUUGAAGCAGUUCUGAUACAACAUGCCGUAGUGGUGUUAGUUUUAGUCUCGAUCGAUACCGAUGUCGCAGUCUUGGCUCCAGUGCUUGUUGUAAUAUCCGCUGAUGUCGAUACCAAUGUACUUGGUGCUUGA
This is a messenger RNA of Cylicostephanus goldi, 714 nucleotides long. The record is from the annotation of a GenBank genome assembly. NCBI's taxonomy places the organism in Eukaryota, Metazoa, Nematoda, Chromadorea, Rhabditida, Strongylidae.